AUGGCAAAAGCCAGGAGCUCGAGCAUCUUUCUCCCCAGCAUGCGGACCACCGGGAACAAGAGAGCCCUCUGCCCAAGUUUCAGGCUCCGGGAAGUGGCCUCCAUGUACUUCACCAUGAUUAUGGUUUUCCUGGUCAUCCUGGUGGUGGCUCUGCAAGGCACAGCUCCCCGGGAGAAUUAUUUCCCUUACAAGGUGCCCCUGGAUCCCCAGAGUUUCCUGGAGCUCUCGUGGAACGUCAGCUACCCAGAGCAGGUGGUGCAUUUCCAGCUCUUGGUCAAGGAGCCAAAAUUCGGGCUGCUCUUCGGGAUGUCGGACAGGGGCGAGUUUGAGAACGCGGACCUGGCCGUGCUCUGGAGCGACGGGCACAGUUCCUAUUUUGGGGAUGCGUGGAGUGAUGAGAAAGGGCAGCUUUCCAUGGAUUCCCAGCAGGACUACCAGCUUCUCAAAGCGCACAGAACCCCCGAGGGACUCUACCUGGUCUUCAAAAGAGCCUUCAGCACCUGUGAUCCGAAGGACUACCUUAUAGAGGAUGGUACCGUGCAUCUUAUCUACGGGAUCCUUGAGAAACCAGUCCGUUCUCUCCAAGCCAUCAACAUCUCUGCCCUCCACAAGGGGCUGCAGAGGGUGCAGCUGCUGAAACCCAACAUUAGUACCCCAGAACUGCCCAGGGAUAUGAAGACCAUGGAGAUCAGAGCCCCUGACGUGAUCAUUCCCAGCCAAGAGACCACAUACUGGUGUUAUAUGGUGGAGCUUCCAGACAGCUUCCCAAGACAUCACAUUGUCAUGUAUGAGCCAGUGAUCACGGCAGGCAACGAAGCUAUAGUCCAUCAUAUGGAAGUCUUCCAGUGUGCUGCAGAAUUUGACAGCUUUCCACAUUACAAUGGGCCCUGUGACUCCAAGAUGAAGCCGGACCGACUGAACUACUGCAGACAUGUGCUUGCAGCGUGGGCCAUGGGCGCUCAGGCCUUCUACUAUCCAGAAGAGGCAGGACUUGCCUUUGGCGGUCCAGGCUCCUCCAAAUAUUUACGGCUGGAGAUUCACUACCACAACCCUCUGGUGUUCAAAGGUCGCCAGGACUCCUCGGGGAUUCGCCUUUAUUACACAGCCACGCUGAGACGCUAUGAUGCUGGCAUUAUGGAGCUGGGCCUGGUCUACACGCCGGUGAUGGCUAUCCCACCUGGGGAAGCUGGUUUCCUCCUGAAUGGGUACUGCACAGAUAAAUGCACCCAAGUGGCUCUGCCCCCGGCUGGGAUCCACAUCUUUGCCUCCCAGCUCCACACUCACCUGACGGGAAGAAAGGUGGUAACGAUUUUGUCCCGAGAAGGGCGAGAAAGGGAAGUUGUGAAUGCGGACAAUCACUACAGCCCUCACUUCCAGGAGAUCCGCAUGUUAAAGAAAGUGGUUUCUGUCUUCCCGGGUGAUGUUCUCAUAACAACCUGUAUGUACAACACAGAGGACAGGAACCAAGCAACUGUGGGCGGGUUUAGCAUCACGGAGGAGAUGUGCGUCAACUACGUGCACUAUUACCCCCAGACGCAGCUGGAGCUAUGCAAGAGUGCGGUGGAUUCUGGCUACCUGCAAAGAUAUUUUAAUCUCGUGAACAGGUUUAACGACGAGGAGAUCUGCAUGUGCCCACAGACCUCCGUCACACAGCAGUUUUCUUCUGUCCCUUGGAAUGCGUUCAACAGAGACGUUCUGAAAUCUCUCUAUGACUUUGCGCCGAUCUCUAUGCACUGCAAUAAAUCCUCAGCGGUUCGUUUCCCGGGCGAAUGGGAGAAGCAGCCUCUGCCAAGGAUCACCAGGGUGCUGCCGGAAUCAUCCCCACGCUGCCAGCCCGCCCUAGGGCCUCCUCCGGCAUCCCCUGCUCUCGUCAACCUAGGCAGGGUAAAGGCAGAAUGAACGCCCGGCGGCCUGCCUCCCCCGAUGCGAUGCCUUGAUACUCAUUGU
Molecule: messenger RNA, 1947 nt
Organism: Malaclemys terrapin pileata
Lineage: Eukaryota; Metazoa; Chordata; Testudines; Emydidae
Gene: DBH
Product: dopamine beta-hydroxylase
Exons: 12
Coding region: 1-1899 (632 amino acids)
Biological process (GO): octopamine biosynthetic process; dopamine catabolic process; norepinephrine biosynthetic process
Cellular component (GO): secretory granule membrane
Molecular function (GO): dopamine beta-monooxygenase activity; copper ion binding
Source: RefSeq, a predicted model, not a curated record